Scatophagus argus is the source of this 5037-nucleotide messenger RNA. It is a transcript of the gene itih6, whose product is annotated as inter-alpha-trypsin inhibitor heavy chain family member 6. Lineage: Eukaryota; Metazoa; Chordata; Actinopteri; Scatophagidae. Gene Ontology annotation, molecular function: serine-type endopeptidase inhibitor activity. The transcript is spliced from 17 exons. Bases 425 to 4048 code for a protein of 1207 amino acids. The record is from RefSeq and is a predicted model, not a curated record. Gene Ontology annotation, biological process: hyaluronan metabolic process.
GAGGAGGAAGUGUUUUGGUAAGGGGGGUGUUUUCCCCCAUAUAGCCGAGCAGGGGUUAAUAAGCCCUCAUUUCUCAUGCACCUCGGUGGCAGCAGUCUGCGAAAUUUCCAGUAUGCAUGAACACAAGCUGAAAACUGCUCUCUUCAAACCCAGCGGGACUCACGCAACUUUCUGACUGAACUUCACGCGUUUUCGACAUUUUUUUCCCCUCACAGCACCUGACGGAUGUUUGACUCUUAUCAGAACGUAUACACAUAUAAAUGUUUUUUUUGAUCGCUUUAAACUCAUCUGAGGUGAGGGAGGGGAAAGAGAAAUCCGUCGUGUAAAAUGUGAGGUGUGCGCACGCGUCCUCACGUAUCUGACGACGAGACUCCGCCGGCCAAUUUACUUCAUCUUGGAGCCUGACAGCUGAAUUGUUUUGGACAUGAUGAACUUAAAAGUUCAGUGCGUUCUAGUUUUCUUUACUUUUUAUGUGCAACAGGGAUUAUCGAGGGAUUUUGAGGCAAACCUUGGAGCCAAUAUUCUUUUACAGAGAGGAAAACGUCAAAGCAAACCAACGAAACCAGCGCUCAAGGUGACAGACUACCAUGUGAGGUGUUCAGUGGUGUCCCGCUAUGCUGUCACCACAGUCCAGAGCUCAGUAUGGAACCAGCUGCCCAUCACUAAGGAGGCUGCCUUUGAGGUGGACCUGCCCUCGUCUGCUUUCAUCUCCAACUUCACCAUCACCUCCAAUGACAAGGUGUAUGUGGCCCAGGUGAAGGAAAGAGCUGCUGCCAGGAAAAUUUACGAUGCUGCUAAGAAGCAAGGAAAAACAGCUGGACUUGUUGCUACCAAAGAGAGGGAGAUUGAGAAGUUUCGCGUGGCAGUGAGUGUACCGUCGGGAGCUCGGAUGUUCUUCUCCCUGUCCUAUGAGGAGCUGUUGCCCCGUCGACUCGGUCGUUAUGAGCUCAGUCUGGGUCUGAGACCUGGACAACCUGUGCAGAACCUCACAUUAGAUGUCAGUAUAACAGAGCGGACGGGCAUCAGUUUCAUCAAAGUCCUUCCUCUCAAAACAAGCCGACUGCUUUCCAACACCGCUCAAGGCGAAGCAGAAGCGCCUGCCUCCACUCACAUUAAGCAGAGUGCUGGCUGUGCUCGAAUUCGCUACAGUCCCACACUACAGCAGCAGAACAGCAUCUCCUCUAAAGGUCUCAACGCAGACUUCAUCAUUCAGUAUGACGUGGACCUCAGGGACCUCAUGGGAGAAGUCCAGGUGCAUGAUGGCUACUUUGUGCAUUACUUUGCACCUAGAGGGCUUCCUGUGGUUCCUAAGGAUGUUAUAUUUGUCAUUGAUGUCAGUGGCUCAAUGAUAGGCACCAAAAUAAAACAGACCAAGCAGGCCAUGAGCACCAUUCUCGAGGACCUUAGAGAGGGAGACCACUUCAAUAUCAUCACCUUCUCAGACAAGGUUCACACUUGGAAGAAAGGGCGAACGGUGCGGGCAACUCGGCAAAAUGUACGAGACGCCAAAGACUUCGUGAAGCGGAUUAUUGCAGAAGGAUGGACCAAUAUCAAUGCAGCUCUGCUUUCAGCUGCACAGCUCGUAAACCCAUCCUCCUCCUCAUCCAACCACCUCUCAUCCCACCGUGUUCCUCUGGUAAUUUUCCUUACUGAUGGGGAGGCAACCAUUGGAGUAACAGCUGGUGACACCAUCCUUAGUAAUGCCAAAAAGGCUUUGGGCUCUGCUUCGCUGUUUGGCCUUGCCUUUGGAGACGAUGCAGACUUCCUGCUCCUGAAACGCUUGGCUCUGGAUAACCGAGGCGUCGCUAGGAUGGUGUAUGAGGAUGCAGACGCAGCCUUGCAGCUGAAGGGCUUCUAUGACGAAGUAGCCAGCCCUUUGCUAUCGGACAUCCAGCUGUCGUACCUGGACGAUCAGGCAUUUGACAUCACCCGCUCCCUGUUCCCAAACUACUUCCAAGGCUCUGAGCUGGUGGUCACUGGGAAGGUCAAACCAGGGGUAAAGGAUUUAAAGGUGUCAAUGUCCGCUACUGAUACGAAGCACCGCGUCAAGCUGGAGAACGAUGUGUUGAUUUCACAGGCAGAGUUGAAUGUGAGUGCAGAUUCAUUAGACUGUUCAGCUGGCUUAGAGGGAAUCUCCAGCUUUGUGCACCGUCUCUGGGCAUAUUUCACCAUCAAAGAGUUGCUGCUAGCCAAACUGAAUGCUACUGACCCUGCGAUUCAAAGGUUACUUGCAGAUAAGGCCACCAAUCUGUCCCUCAAAUAUAACUUUGUAACACCAGUCACUUCUUUAGUUGUAGUUAAGCCAGAUGCAGAUGAAGCAGCUCAAACUCCAACCACUGCAAAAACCACCACCGCAGCCACCAUAACCACAACUGCAACGACGACAGCUACAACCAAAAUAUCAGCUGCUGGUGCUGCAAGGAAGCCCGGCUCACCUUCUAUCCCCAGACCAAACAAAACAAAACCAGACCCGCCACAGCCACCUCCAAAUACACCACAAGCUAAAAAAAUCUCACACUCAACUACCACAGCAAAAACACCGUCCAAGAAAUCCACAACGACCACAAGUCCCAACUCCGUCAAAACUGCCCCAGCAUCAUUCUCUGGUAAAAAGUCCACUCCUGCCCACAAUGAUUCCAAAACUGCCUCUCCUUCAUCCAGUGGUAGGAUACCCACCUCUCUUCUUCAUGCUCUAAAAACAGCAUCACCCCCUGCACCUGGAAAAGUCUCCACUACUCAGCCCAACACGACAACCACCCCAGUGAUAACAUUCACCACCAGCACCACAGUUCCACCCGACCCUGCACCCCUGUCCGGGAGACCCCUUACUCCACAGCCCAGUACAGUGAGGACAGCCCUCGCUCCUGUCAAAGUGACUGUAACCUUCACAGAGACAGAAAACAGCACCAGAUCUGCUCCAGAUGUUCCUCAGCCUCAAACCACCACUGCUCUGUCCGAAGCACCGUCUCCACUCACCUCUCCCACUCCGGCACCGGCUCCGACUGUGGAAGACAAUGACACAAACGCAGAGACGGACUUGAGCAUCGCCACCUUUGUGUCGGCUACCUUUGCUCCCAUGCCUGGUGUAACAGAUGGGCCACGGCUGUGGGAAGCAGCAGGGCUUCUGGAUGUCUCUACUUUCAUUCAAAGAAAAGAUAUUGAACUUGUGAAAGACUAUGAUGCAACCUAUGACUAUGACUACGAUCUCAGUUAUGAUGCCUGGGACGAUACUGCAGACACAGGAUCAUUUGAACCUACGUCCAGACUGAGCACCAUCCGGGUCUUCUCUUCCUCAGUCGAUGGAGAUCCUCAUUUUGUGGUCCAGCUGCCGAAGCUGCGCCAGAACCUGUGCUUCACAGUAGAUGGCAAAGCUAAUGAUGUUCUCAGACUGUUAGAAGACCCAGACAGAGGGAUCAUCGUCGAUGGCCAUCUGAUUGGGGCUCCCACAAAGCUCGGUGCAGAAGAACGUUCUCGAACCUACUUCGACCAGCUCACCAUUUCCUCGGCCACAGGAGGCUCUGCUGACAUCACGAUUACCCUCUUAUUGGACGCUGUAGUGGUGGAGGGAGAAGGGCGGGAUACCCUUCCCAUCAAUCAGCAGGGAUCGGUGACGAGGAAGGGUGUGACGGUUGCUGUGGACAACCACCGGAGCUGCUGGAUCGAACUGGCCAAAGAUGUGCGGUUCCUGGUCCUGUUCCACCACUACAAACACCCCAACUACUUCCAGAUGGCUCACCUGGGAUUUUACAUCACAGAUGGCCGGGGUCUGUCCGCUUCAACCCAAGGCCUACUCGGUCAGUUUCAGCAUGCUGACAUGAGUGUCACUGUGGUGAAGGAUUAUCACGACGGAGGUGCUCACAGUGAGGCAGUUUCAGCCAGGGGGAUCCUGAGGUGGGGGUCAGAGCACAUGUCAGUCACCUUGCAAGACAAGACGCUGAAAGACACGGUGCGAAAACGCCACACGGGCAAGUGCUGGGUGGUGCACAAGGCGGAGGUAGAGCGACUACUGGGUCAUCCAUACGACAGCUACGUGGUGGAUCGCAUGUAAUCCUACCUGAGUCGGCUCAGGUCUCAGCAGUCAUAAUGGUGUGCGUACUGGACAAAGGAUGAGCAAGAACUGGGACUCCGUGAGGCUAAAAUGACACAUUGCCAGUCUCUGAAUGACACGUUCUAGUAUUCUGUAGGGAGGGGUGAAGCACAGGUGUGGUUAAACAAGAGGGAGAGGGGGGUGACACACUACAGACUGCAGUGGAAGAGGAAGCUGCACGCAAAGGAGCAACAAGGACGUGCGGUUUGACAGAUUUGACGAACUGAGCGAUGCUGCCGUUCUCUCCAUCGCUGAAUUUGAAUCGGCUUCAAGCUCCGUGUUCCGUGUCCGUGACAGAGACGCAACGCUCUCCUGUUCACAUGGCAACCACAAAAUGUCCAUUUGUGCUGCGGCGGUUUGCGCUUGCUCCAAAAUACACAAACUUCUGUCCACAAGUUCAAAGAUGUUUAUCAGAUUAUUAUAGAUUAUAUAUAUUUCUUGAGUGAAUGAUUAUUAGGCAAAGGCAGGUUCUUCUAUUUCAGAAUCAUCUGUAAUUAUUAAAACUGUAUCACUCUGUAAGCUGUAUUUUUUUUUUAGUACAAGUGUAUAUAAAAUAUUACUAUACGUAUGUGCAGAUAAUUUUCCCACAAGAGGUUACUUACCUGGAUGUAGUGAUUGCAUCUUCAAAAAGCAAGACAAAAUCAGGGUCUUUCCAGGUUUGCCAUGUGCUUUUUUAUUUUUCUAUCAUUUCAUUCAUAGUUUAAUUCAUUUUAUUUGUUACACAAGACAUUAGGCAUUGUUCACAUACUAGUGAUCAAACAAGGACAGUAAGUUUUCUACUACUCAGCCUGAACUAUUUCUUUUGUCAAUUUCAGGGGAUACUGUCAAUAGUGGUUUCCAAAAGCCAAACUGGAUUGAAAUUAAAACAGUACAACCACACGAGGCUUUUUGUUCUCAAUAAAUUAAAAAAAGAGAGAGGCUGAUGCUGAGGAAGGGCAGGGGAGGGAGGA